CUUAUAACUAAUUCAAUUCACCUUUGGGCAGUUUUCAUCGUGCCCCCAGACUCCUCUUACUCUCCAUGUAUGGCGAGAACGCAGUCCUCUGCUUCGAUCCGCAGCAACCAGACGCACCAUGUCCCUGACGGUAUCAACUUGGCGGCGCUUCAAGGAGCGACACUCGCAUUCACCAACAAACCUUCCAAAGAAGCUCCAUCGCAAGGUGUUAAGAACAGAAUCCAAACCAUGGGAACCGCCGUCUUUCCAGAUAUUCAACCACCACGCUCGCAUCAUCAUGAUGCUCCGAGCCGAUCAUUAUCCCCUUCCGAUGCCGACUCCAUUCCAGCACCGGAAGCGGGUUCUGUCAAGGACAAGAUCGGGAGGUUCGUGGCGCACUCUCGCGGAUCGAGUCCGUUGAGUCAAAAUAACGAUAAUACACUGGAGGACGUCAAACUCCCGGUCCGAUCACGAACGCCGCAACUCGUCGCCGCCCGAUUGGCAGCGGAACGGUCCCCCGUACGGAACGAGAAGAAACCUGCCGGAGGCAUAAUGCAUGCGCAGAGCAGACAGGAACCGGUCUUGGCUGCGCCAAAGCCAAUUCGAAACCCAGCUGCUUCCAGCCCAGCACUCCAAAACCUAUUACGAGAAGACCGAGAACCGCCCCCGUUGCCUCAAAAGCCGCCGGUCAUUCCGCGAAAGCCGGUCAUGUCUCCGACUUCCUCGUCUUCCAAUAUUGCUCGGAUUGCUGCAACAAGGUCUACCUAUUCUCCAUCCCCUACACCUAGCUCGCAGAAGCUAUUCCAACCGCCGCUCCCCCCAAGAUCGAGCACAUUUCCCACAGCACCGCAGAACAAUGAUGUCAAUGACAAGACAACGAAUGAUUCCCGUACUAGUCUGAGUUCGCGACCCCUUUCGCCCAGGCCUGCUCUACCACCUCGACCUCGACCAAAUGGUUCCCCCGUUUCUCGGGGCCUUCCCCGAAGCCAGGGGAUCAUAAUGCAAGACCUCGAACCCUCCAAACCAAUCCCAACACCCAGCAUGGCAUCGCUAUCGACCGCCUCGCAUAACAACAGCAGCACAAGCACACUGGACAAAUCAAGCGGCAUGGACACAGAAUCACUAUCCGACGCCAUUGUCGCUUCGUCCAUCGCAUCAUCCCACGCACCCCCGUCGAAAAAGAUACCCCCGCCCCCGCCCAAACCCCGAAGAAGAUCCCGUUCUCGCUCCAUCCUAAACAGCCUGGGCCACUUCCGCAGUAACUCCAAUGAUACCAAUCGCUCCCACUCACGACUCCCGAGCCCUCCCAAAGGCAUGCGCCAAACGCUCCGCGAUCCACCCAAACCGGAACCCGCGGAGCAAAACCACCACCACCUACUCAGACAUCCCCACAAACACCACGAAGGCGAUCGCAAACGCUGGCAAAGCGCCGUGGGCGAACAAGAACGCAAGCGCUACGAAGGCGUGUGGGCCGCCAACAAGGGACACCUAAUCCCCAUACCCCCACUUCCGUCCCAAGCAAAAGCCCUCGGUCCCAACGCUGUCGCAUACUACCAAGAGAUCCGAACAAGAUAUCCAACCAACACAUCGGACAUGGUGCUUAACCUGGUCGUGCGCGAUAUCUGGUCGCGCAGCCGUCUGUCUGAAACCGUGCUAUCGCAGAUCUGGAAUCUGGUUGAUAGACAGAAAAACGGGCUUUUGGACAGGGAAGAGUUUGUGGUGGGAAUGUGGUUAAUUGAUCAGUCGCUCAAGGGGCACAAGUUGCCUUUUAGAGUACCGGAUAGUGUUUGGGAUAGUGUUCGGCGGCUUUCGGGAGUUAAGCCGCCUUCCUUGGUAUGAUUUAAUAGAUAUGAGCCUGAUCUAGGGCUGGCGUAUGUAUGAGUUUGGAGUCUUUUGGAUUAGAUUUGACUGGAUUUGCUUGGAUGAUACUGUAUUAAUAUCUGCAUAUACCACCAACAUAUACGACGAACUGCUGUAUCUAGAUAAUGCUUUUUGCUAUAAUACUGUUUUGAAUAAUAAAAAAAUAAAAAAAACAACCGAU
Aspergillus glaucus CBS 516.65 is the source of this 2020-nucleotide messenger RNA. It is a transcript of the gene irs4, whose product is annotated as protein irs4. Gene Ontology annotation, molecular function: calcium ion binding; protein binding. The coding region runs from base 70 to 1818 and encodes 582 amino acids. The record is from RefSeq and is a predicted model, not a curated record. The transcript has a single exon. Lineage: Eukaryota; Fungi; Ascomycota; Eurotiomycetes; Eurotiales; Aspergillaceae.